UUAUUUGACUUAAACUGUUUCACAUGACACUUGACAAAAUUAUUCCGGUAAAACAUUUAAAACCAACCACGCUACUUUUAGAGAGGCCGUUUAUUGAGCAUGCAUAACAGUCGCAGGCGGCUGCAAGGCCAUGAAUAUCUACGAGGGCGCUCGCAGCAUUGCCCUACGGCGUGACUUAGAUGCUAUGUCCAUAUUCUAUGAGGAGCGCAGCGCUGCCAGUCGAAGAAAACAGUUCAAGCUGAUUGAGCCACCAGUGCCCGGGCUUUGCUUUUUCUUUCACGGACUAAUACUUGGCGACUGCGAGCACUUUGUGAUCGACUUUUUGACUAAGCGGAAAAACGAACGAUGUGAUACCUGCGACGUUGUUUUGCAGAUCGGGGCCCGCCUACCACAAAACUACAUUGUACGCAAUUCGCGAUUAAUGGGCAAGUGGGGCCCUGAGGAAAAUUCAUCUAAUUUACCUUUUCAGCUGAAACGUGGUAAAACCUUUUGGAUGCAGGUGCUUCUGACAGACAAUUCGUUUUAUAUUUCGGUAAAUGGCUUUCACUUCGCACAGUAUAACUACCGUAUGCCAUACAGAUGGCUAACCGGGGUAGAGGUGCGCGGUGAUGUAUCUGACAUGGUCAUUGACAUCUUCUAUGUGACGGAAUAUCCAAUUCGUGUCAGUCGUAGUGCGGCCACCGUUAUACAAUACGUGGACAAACCCUUCAGGGAUUUUUCGCUUGAGGUUGAUUCCACCAUGCCCCUCGAUUGGGUGCAUAUUGAUGCUCCAACCAAAUUCCUCGAGCGUGGCCGUAAUCCCCACGCCCAGUUAACCGUACCAUUCUAUGGUCGAAUUCAAAAUGACGAAAAAUUUACCGAUGGCCAUGUACUUCGUAUCGAAGGUCGCGUUCGUAUUAUGCCUCAAAGUUUUAGUGUGACAUUACAGCGUGGUCAGAAUAUCUGGCCGCAGCCGACAGUAUCAUUAUUUUUUAGUCCUAAUUUCCUACGAAGCAGUCGUGCCAAGGUGGGAAAGGCUAUUAUUACUAGGAGCGCCUAUAUAAAUGGUACGUGGGUGAGUCGUGAAGUAACACGGUUACAUACACAUUUGGGUCCAGGCAAGGCCUUUGUCCUUAUAAUCGCCUGUCGGAAGAAUUUUUACGAGUUAUUUGUCAACAGCUAUUCGCUUCUGACAUUUAAACAUCAGAUGAAUCCCGCAGAUAUUGAUAUGGUUAACAUUCGGGGUGACGUUAAGCUCUGGAAUGUUGUCGUUGAACGGGUCAAGCUUCCGCCGAAGCCUCCCACAGGCCGUUCUCUUGUCAGUGUUAGUCGUUUCCGGUUAUAUGAAAAUGAAAAAGGGAUUUAAAAUGUAUUUGGAUCACAUUCAAAAGAGUUUUAAAUAUUGUGUGCGGUACACGUGUUCAGCUCAAGAAGACAAACGCUACUUGCAGUGUCGACAAAAUGUAAAAAGGACCUAGUGUUUCUUAUCCCGCUUUUGGCUCGCUAACUAACCACAUUCACCGAAUAAACACCAGCCCCAAAUGAGAGAAAAUUAAUAAUUUCAUUUUUACCUUACAUUCUUACUACAUAUUUUUCUGCAAUUAAAACAGCA
Drosophila novamexicana is the source of this 1591-nucleotide messenger RNA. RefSeq names its product galectin-4. NCBI's taxonomy places the organism in Eukaryota, Metazoa, Arthropoda, Insecta, Diptera, Drosophilidae. The record is from RefSeq and is a predicted model, not a curated record. The coding region runs from base 131 to 1345 and encodes 404 amino acids. The transcript has 2 exons. Gene Ontology annotation, molecular function: carbohydrate binding; galactoside binding.